Molecule: messenger RNA, 745 nt
Organism: Vicia villosa (hairy vetch)
Lineage: Eukaryota; Viridiplantae; Streptophyta; Magnoliopsida; Fabales; Fabaceae
Product: histone H4-like
Exons: 4
Coding region: 1-588 (195 amino acids)
Biological process (GO): nucleosome assembly
Cellular component (GO): nucleosome
Molecular function (GO): protein heterodimerization activity; structural constituent of chromatin; DNA binding
Source: RefSeq, a predicted model, not a curated record
AUGACUUUGUCCGACCUGAGUAAGGAUUUUCAAAGUGUUGUGCAAUAUGACCUGGUAUUCAACCAUGUGUUGCUUGAGAGCCAUGAUGCAGACUCUAGAUUUGCUGGCAUAUAUGGUUUUAAGUAUUUCCCAGGCUUGUUUGGAACUUUUGACAGUGGCAAGCUCCCACUUCUCCGAUACAUAUACUCCGAUCCCCAUUUUAAUUCCCACUCAAAUUCAAAUCCAAAUCCAAACCCUAAAUCUCAAUUUCCUUCGAUUUCAAAAUUUCUCGCGAAAAUGUCAGGGCGUGGUAAGGGUGGUAAGGGACUCGGAAAGGGAGGUGCAAAGAGGCACAGGAAGGUUCUCCGUGAUAACAUCCAAGGUAUCACGAAACCAGCUAUUCGCCGAUUGGCUAGAAGAGGCGGUGUGAAGAGGAUCAGUGGUUUGAUCUAUGAAGAAACCAGAGGAGUUCUCAAGAUCUUCUUGGAAAACGUGAUUCGCGAUGCUGUUACGUACACUGAGCAUGCUAGGAGGAAGACUGUUACCGCCAUGGAUGUUGUUUAUGCACUCAAGAGACAGGGAAGGACCUUGUAUGGAUUCGGUGGUUGAUGAAGAAGUUUUCGUUUGUUAAUUUUAUUAGAUUUAGGGAUGUAAUUGGAGUGUGUGAUUGUAGUUCUGGAUGCUGGUGAUGAUGAUGAAUGUUAGUAAUUGUUUUCUUGGUUGAACUCGAAAUCUAAUGAAAACCAGUAAUUUUUUUUUGUGGUAA